Molecule: messenger RNA, 318 nt
Organism: Episyrphus balteatus (marmalade hoverfly)
Lineage: Eukaryota; Metazoa; Arthropoda; Insecta; Diptera; Syrphidae
Exons: 1
Coding region: 1-318 (105 amino acids)
Source: RefSeq, a predicted model, not a curated record
AUGUUCCACUUCAACUCUCUCAGUUUCGCCGUUAUUUUGGCUGUUGUUGCCAUCAGUUCUGCAGCUGUUCAAAUCAUUCCAGCUGGUAUUAAUGGUAAUGGUGCUGUAGGUGGCGCUAUCGAUGUUGAUGGUCUUCUUACUGGCACUUUAGGCACCGCAGCCAAUCUUGUUGGUAAUGCUGCAAACACCGUAGCUAAUACUGUCGCUGGAGCUGGCAACUCUGUCGCUGGAGCUCUCGGUGGUCUUGCCGGAGUUGUUAAUGCUAAUACCGGACUUAACCUUGGAGGUGGUAUUGUUGGUGGUGGUCUUCUUGGUUGA